Salvia miltiorrhiza (redroot sage) is the source of this 839-nucleotide messenger RNA. Its product is annotated as rapid alkalinization factor-like. The transcript has a single exon. The coding region runs from base 257 to 607 and encodes 116 amino acids. The record is from RefSeq and is a predicted model, not a curated record. NCBI's taxonomy places the organism in Eukaryota, Viridiplantae, Streptophyta, Magnoliopsida, Lamiales, Lamiaceae.
AAAUUAAAAUAAAAUCGAGUGAAGCAAUUAAUUGUGAAUGGCAUAGUUGUAAUAUUCUGAACAACCUGUCUCAGCGCAAUUAUCAGCCCUUCAUUUGCAUAUAUAUACAAAAUUCAAGCAACCAUUUCUUCCACUUGUAUUAGCUGUUCAACCUUUUCUCUCUCAUCCUUCCUUCCCCAAACCAGAAGAAUCUAGAGAGAGAGAAGUAUACAUUCCGCAGAUUCGGAGUAAUUGAGAAGACGAGCUUCCGUUUCUAAUGGCAGGCACUUGGAAAUUACUGCUGGCGCUCUGCUUAAUCGCGUCUGCCAUACUCCCCCACGCCACGGCCGGCGGCGACGCGGCGGCGAUGGGGUGGGUGAUGCCUGCGGUGAGAUCGGGCUGCAGGGGAACCGUGGCGGAGUGUAUGGCCGACGAGGAGGAGUUCGAGCUGGAUUCGGAGUCCAACAGGCGCAUCCUAGCCACGCGCCGCUACAUCAGCUACGGCGCGCUGCAGAGGAACAGCGUGCCGUGCUCGCGCCGCGGCGCGUCGUACUACAACUGCCGCCCCGGCGCUCAGGCCAAUCCCUACAGGCGCGGCUGCAGCGCCAUCACUCGUUGCCGGAGCUGAACGGAUUCCGCAUCUCUGCUGCUCUAAUAUUCUUUUCUAUUUUUAUUUAUUUUCUUCCUUGGGAAAUACUAUAAAUUUUACUUUUCCAUUUCUUCCUUUUCUUUUCAUUUUUUUUUCUUCUUUCUUUUUGGGGAGGGGGUGUUUGGUAUACCGGGAAUUAAUAAUUGAAUAUACACUGUUGUGUUGUUAUGUUGUGCUCCGCAUAUAUACAGUUUUUCUUGAGAUUCUUUUA